Carya illinoinensis is the source of this 1549-nucleotide messenger RNA. RefSeq names its product probable trehalose-phosphate phosphatase D. The transcript is spliced from 12 exons. Bases 226 to 1329 code for a protein of 367 amino acids. Lineage: Eukaryota; Viridiplantae; Streptophyta; Magnoliopsida; Fagales; Juglandaceae. The record is from RefSeq and is a predicted model, not a curated record. Gene Ontology annotation, biological process: trehalose biosynthetic process. Gene Ontology annotation, molecular function: trehalose-phosphatase activity.
ACUUGUGAGCGUGAGUGCGCGUGUGGAUUUCAACUUUUUUGAUUGAUUUCUUUUUCUUAUUGAGGCGAUCUCUAGACUCUAUAUAAGAUCUCUGUUUCACCUCAAGAACUCACACAUUGGUAUCUCUGUUUUUCCUCUGUUCCAUUCUCUCUGUUAGCCUUUUCCUCCCCUACUCCGUUUUUCCUGAAACUGUUAAAAACCUCCAGGGCUGAGGAUAGAGGAAAAAUGACUAAGCAGAAUGUGGUGGUUUCUGAUUGCACGUCGCCUAUCGGAAAGGUUAGACUUGCCGCGUCGAAUUCAGGACUGUUCUCACCCAUCCCGGAAACUCUGGCUUCCCUUGAUGGCCGGCUCAUUGCCAUAUCCAAAAAGAAACCCAUCAAGAGGCUUGAAACUGGAGGAGCCAGGGUCAAUGCCUGGGUUGAUUCCAUGAGAGACUCCUCGCCUACCCGAACCAAAUCCACGCCUUCUCUGCCUGAAAGAGAAGGAAAAAGCUCCUGGAUUCUCCGGCAUCCAUCGGCGUUAGAAAAUUUCGAGCAGAUUAUAUCAGCUUCCAAGGGAAAGCAGAUUGUGAUGUUUCUGGAUUAUGAUGGCACCCUCUCUCCUAUUGUCGAAGAUCCAGAUCAAGCGUUCAUGUCCAUGGAGAUGAGAGAAGCUGUAAGAGAUGUGGCUAGAUACUUCCCCACAGCCAUAGUGAGUGGGAGGUGCAGGGAUAAGGUUUAUAAUUUUGUAAGGUUAGAAGAACUAUUCUAUGCGGGCAGCCACGGGAUGGAUAUCAAGGGACCAUCCAAACAUCCAAAAAGCGACAAAGGAAAUCAAGAACUCAUCUUUGAAGCUGCUUCUGAGUUUCUAACCAUGAUCGAUGAGGUGUACAAAGCCUUGAUAAACGAAAUCAGUUCUAUCCCAGGAGCAAAGGUGGAAAACAACAAGUUUUGCCUAGCCGUACACUUCCGCUGCGUCGAUGAAAAGAGAUGGGCUGCAUUAGCAAAGCAAGUAAGGGUGGUGAUCAGUGUGUAUCCAAAACUUAAACUGACACAAGGGAGGAAGGUUUUGGAGAUCCGUCCAACCGUCAAAUGGGACAAGGGCAAAGCCCUAGAAUUCUUGUUGGAAUCACUAGGAUAUGCCAAUUCUAAUGAUGUUUUGCCGAUCUAUAUUGGAGAUGAUCAGACUGAUGAGGAUGCGUUCAAGGUUCUGCGCCAUAACGGAAAAGGAUUUGGGAUCCUUGUCUCUAGAGUUGCAAAGGAAACAAACGCAUCUUAUUCUUUGCAAGAACCAUCGGAGGUUAAGGAAUUUUUGCGGCUUUUGGUGGAGCAUGAGAGAGGGUUACAGUAAGGACAGCCGGGGAUCGAGAAGAGGAAAAAGAGAGAAGGGAGGGGGUGGUAGGGUGGUCGUAAACUAUAAAACAUAUACAGCAAUUAUUGGCCCUAUAGUUUUUGAAUGGGAUCUCAAUUUUUGCUGUAUGUUAUCUUUUUGCCUAUAGAAUUAUGUAUGUGUUUUCUUGGUCAGGUUGUAAUUAAUCAAAUAUGAGAAAGAUUUCUCCCCGUUUUGAAAA